Molecule: messenger RNA, 2993 nt
Organism: Glossina fuscipes
Lineage: Eukaryota; Metazoa; Arthropoda; Insecta; Diptera; Glossinidae
Gene: Bet1
Product: BET1 homolog
Exons: 1
Coding region: 331-687 (118 amino acids)
Biological process (GO): endoplasmic reticulum to Golgi vesicle-mediated transport; vesicle fusion with Golgi apparatus
Cellular component (GO): SNARE complex; Golgi trans cisterna
Molecular function (GO): SNAP receptor activity
Source: RefSeq, a predicted model, not a curated record
UUGGGCCUUUUUUACACAUCCCAGCGUAUUUUCCUUUGUUGAUUUGCUGAGUAACACAAGAAGAAGAAUAAUCAGCUGUCUUGCAUUAGCCGCAGAUCGAAAAGUAAAGUUUCAACGUCAUACUUUGGCAUUCGUAAAAAUAUCUAAAGAAAAGUUUACAAUUUACAUUGGGGGUGUAAUAUAUCUUAAAACUACAAGCUGUAUGGAAAAAAGAGAGCAUUUAAACUGUUUUCCUUUGUGUGUCAUUCUCAUAAUUAAUUGAUUCGUUUGUUUUGGGUGUAAGAAUUAAACUGGGGGAAUUUCAUCAUUUCAAUCGUGGCUUCUGCUAAUAUGAGGCGAAAUAAUUACCCUUACCAACCCUUAACCCAGACAUCCACCGAUAACAGCAGAGUUGCUGUUUCGCAAGACGCUCUAGAGGAAGAAAAUGAACGGUCCGCUGAAGAGUUAAAACAAAAAAUUGGUGCCUUAAAAAGCCUAACCAUUGAUAUAGGCCAUGAAGUACGUUAUCAAGAUAAACUAUUACGUGGCAUAGACGACGACAUGGAUCGUACGCAUGGUUUUCUCAGUAAUACAAUGGGUCGCGUAGUGCGUUUGGGUAAAAACACAAGCAGCCGUCACAUGUGCUAUAUGCUUCUUUUUAUAGUAUUCGUUUUUCUGUUGUUAUAUGUAGUUAUCAAACUAAAAUGAAGUCGGACGUAUUCAUUCAAAUAAUUAUAUUUUAUUUUGUAAAGCUUAGGAAAAAUGAAGUUGAGCAAACGUAUUUUUUCACAACCUAUUUAUUACAUUCUUCUCCUUUUUCUUAAUAUUUGUUGGUAAUAUAUGUAUAUAAAAAAAUUUGGAUAAGAAUAGAAAGUGUUUUCUUAAGUUAUAACAUUACAGCAAGAAACAAUUCUACUAAGCUCCAUAAUAACGACGCUACCUUACACGGUACAAUGUUAUAUAUUUGUUUAAUUAUUUAGUUGCUCUGGUUAAUCGAAAUUUGUUCUCAACUACAUCCAAUAACAGGCCGGCGACGAUUGCUUCCUCAGCUAGCAUAAUCUAAAGCAUGAUCAUCAUUGAUUAAUUGAUAUUAAUUACUGGCUUCAAUUUUAUUUUCACCUAUAGCAAAUUCUGAAAGAUGUAAUGCAGUAUUUAUUUAAUAAGUUUGCUUUCUCAUUCCAGAGACUGAUCUUCUCUUGCAAUUUAGUAAAAACAUGUUUUUUUUGUUUGAACGCGCAUGCCUUACAUUGUUAUCAGCUUUUUCUUGUGCGAGAUUUUGCGUACUAUAAUUGGUGAGAUAUGGUCUUCAUACCCUUUUUAUUAAUUCUAUUUCCGAAUUUGUUGGGCUGCGUUCAUAACAUUAUCGGUAGUAUUCAGUCCUUUAAGUGGCGAUAGUAAAUUCUUAGUUAAUUUUGUUCUGAGAGUGAGUGAAAGUUGAAUGGACAACUUUUCGUUCCUCUAUGUUCCGGAGGUGGCUGAUAAAAGGCAAAAUUCGUUAAAGCUCCCGUUCUUGGCAAGAUGACGAUUAUUUGAGAGUUCUUCCUCUUCCGUUAAUGGACAAUUAAAAUGAAUAAAAGUGGAAAUUAUUGCUACCUGUAUACCGCAAAUCCACGUCCUCAUACUAGUUGACUCAUUUCAUUUGCAUAGGCGAGCACAGAUAAUACCCACUCGACUAUUUCGGUAUUCAUCCAAGAUCAAUUGUCGAUGUAAAUCGAAAUUUUCUACGGCUGUUUUAAUCAUUUCAUAUAAGUUUGCGGUAGGCAGAGCGCAAGCCGCAAUAUAUGUAAAAUAAUUACGGCAACUAUGAGUCUCCAAUGUUUUGGGUGGAUUUUCGUUAUAACGUGCGAUUGGACAGCAUUUGAUUAGUUUAUGGCGAAUCUGACUGCACCAGUGUUAAUAAAAUAAAUAAUAAAAUACAGAAUACAUCCUCACCUACAUUGGCAGUUGUAUCAAAUACCAUCACAUUAAGAUCAACAACGCAUAAUCGCAAUCGCCUAUGCCGCCAUAAAUGAUUGACAGAGCCGCUAAAAAAUGAUAAUAAUGGUCUCGAUGUUACACAAUGAAUACGAAAAAGUUUUAUAAAGUUUAUGAUGACAUCACUUAAAUUUCGUAGCCCAUCAGUGAGAUUACGCGGCACCGAUAGCAUUGAUGCUACAUUACGCAGGAGAAGUGCUACUGAUGUUACCAGUGGCUUAAUAUUAGGCAGCGAUGGUUUUCGAGUUUCGAGUUAUGCGGCAAUUAAUAGAAAGUUUUUAUCAUCUCUAAUCCGCAUUUGGCUGUUGCUGGGCUACCAUAUAAUACGCUAUCAACAUCGUCUUCAUUAUCAUCUUAUCAUCAUUUCACUCUAAUCCUAUUAUUCUUGUUACACAAUACACAUCUUACAGAAAUAGCAUUUGUGAAUCAAAAAAAAGAAUAAAUAAAUAAAGAAAAAAAAAAAAGGAAAAUAUAUUUUAACCACAAACUUUGGUGAGACAUAUAUAUAUAUCACUAUUCCUCUCAUUUAAAGACUAAAGAAGAGAUGUAACGUACCAUUCGGAAGGUAAAAGAAUUUAAUCCAUUAAUGUAGAAGAGUUAUAAGCCUGUAUAUUAUUAUAACUAUAUUUUCCCCUUUUUAACCUAAUGUAUCUUAUAUAAACAUAUAUGAGUGCUUACUACGGUAUCAUUGAAACAUAAGAUCUAAUUAAUUAUUAGGUAUUUUACUUGACAAAUGAUUAAAAAGCUAACCGUGCUAAGCGAACGCUUACCAAAAAAAAUCGAAAAAUCAACGCAAAUUUAUAAAAAAAUUGUUAAUGGGUUCUUUAAAGUGAUAUUUCACGUGAAAUUAUGGUUUUAACAUUUUCGAUAUGUCUUAUAUAAAAGGAAAGCAAAAGUAGUUGAUCUGGCAUACAGAAAGACCACAGAAGUAAAAGUUCAGCUGCCGUCUGCUUGUAUAUGCUGCGUUAAAAUCGAUGUGAAUGCACUAAACACUUGAGCGCAAAACUUGAAAGUAAAAAAAGGUGCCACAAAAAAAAAAA